Messenger RNA from Phragmites australis (common reed), 333 nucleotides. RefSeq names its product non-specific lipid-transfer protein 1-like. The record is from RefSeq and is a predicted model, not a curated record. Gene Ontology annotation, cellular component: membrane. Lineage: Eukaryota; Viridiplantae; Streptophyta; Magnoliopsida; Poales; Poaceae. Bases 1 to 333 code for a protein of 110 amino acids. The transcript has a single exon. Gene Ontology annotation, molecular function: lipid binding. Gene Ontology annotation, biological process: lipid transport.
AUGAGCAACAGAUCACCCAGCGGCGCCGCCCUCGCGGUUCUACACAUCGCGGCGCUGCAGUGCGGGCAGGUCACGCAGCUCAUGGCCCCCUGCAUGCCCUACCUCACGGGCGCGCCCGGGAUGACGACGCCCUACGGCAUCUGCUGCAACAGCCUCGGAGUGCUCAACCAGCUCGCCGCCACGACGUCAGACCGCGUCGCCUCCUGCAACUGCGUCAAGCCCGCCGCCGGGGGAUUCCCCGCCGUAGACUUCGCCCGCGCGACCGGGCUCCCCGCCGCCCGCGGGCUGUCCAUCAGCUUCACCAUCUCCCCCAACAUGGACUGCAACCAGUAG